CUGCAGGAAAAGUCAGGCUGCGAAAUCGAGCAAAGACUAAUCGCUCAUCUGCUAUUCCUCGGCCCAACUGUGAAGAGCAAACUCCGGCAUGUAUGCAACUCUACGUCGUUAAAAUGAACAGCUUUUUUAUUUUCCCGGUACUUACCUGAAUAUAAACGUGAGGCAGGAUUCGAGUCUGUUGUUCAUAAGCGGCGGCUAUGAAUGGAAGAAAUAUACGCUGUCAGUUUAGUAGCAUGCUAGCUAGCUGUAGCUGAUUGCUAAUGUGGUGCUAACGCAAAUCCAUUUGGCUUCACAGUAUUAUUUGCUGCAGUUUGUAACGUAACUUUAAGAUAUCCACUUACGUAAACAUGAUGUGUUGUAGCUAAUAUACCUGUUUACUUAGUCGGUGGACAAAUGCUGCUGAUAAAUACGUUUAUAUGUAGUUAGUGUUGACACUACACCGUGUAGCCUGGUAACUUAACGUUACUGUUUGCUACCAAUGUGUACAGUUACCCUGCUAGCCACGUAAACUGCUCCUGCUUGGUGUUGACGUAGCAGCAGCCGCUUGCCUGUCCUGUCAAGCUAGUUCUAUUUUAUAUGAAUUAGGAGCACCAAGUCAUUGACAGUCUGCCUAAUAAACCAAGACAUCCUGAAGACUCGAACUCCACCGAGGACAUGUACAAUUGUGACUCAAAAUGCUGUAGCUGGACUUGAACGUGUGGCUCGUUGGGUUCUUGGUCCUGUUGCAUUGAGCGGAUGAUGAAGCGGGUCAUCUGGCUGAUAUCAGGAUUAAACAGAAGAAUGAUGAAGCUACUUUUUGCCCUCGCUUUGAUCGCCUACAUUGCCUCUGUCUGGGGAACAUAUACGAACAUGAGAUCAAUACAAGAACACGGAGAAAUGAAGAUUGAGCAGAGGAUUGAUGAAGCUGUGGCUCCUCUCCGAGAGAAGAUUCGUGAUCUGGAACAAAGUUUUUCUCAGAAAUACCCACCUGUGAAAUUCCUGUCAGAAAAGGAUCGGAAGAGAAUUUUGAUCACUGGUGGGGCUGGUUUUGUUGGUUCCCAUCUGACUGACAAACUGAUGAUGGAUGGCCAUGAGGUGACAGUGGUGGACAACUUCUUCACAGGAAGGAAAAGGAAUGUGGAGCACUGGAUUGGACAUGAAAACUUUGAGCUCAUCAAUCAUGAUGUGGUGGAGCCUCUCUAUAUUGAGGUGGACCAGAUCUAUCACCUGGCGUCUCCAGCCUCCCCUCCCAACUACAUGUACAAUCCCAUCAAAACACUCAAGACCAACACCAUUGGCACUCUUAACAUGCUUGGUUUGGCCAAACGUGUGGGCGCCAGACUUCUCCUGGCUUCUACUUCUGAGGUUUAUGGAGAUCCAGAGGUACACCCACAAAAUGAGGAGUACUGGGGGCAUGUGAAUCCAAUUGGUCCUCGUGCGUGCUACGAUGAGGGGAAGCGUGUAGCAGAGACCAUGUGUUAUGCCUACAUGAAACAGGAAGGAGUAGAGGUGAGGGUAGCGAGAAUCUUCAACACGUUUGGCUCCCGAAUGCACAUGAACGAUGGACGAGUUGUCAGCAACUUCAUCCUGCAGGCUUUACAGGGAGAACCUCUCACUGUGUAUGGUUCUGGUUCCCAAACAAGAGCCUUUCAGUAUGUAAGCGAUCUGGUCAACGGCCUGGUGUUGUUGAUGAACAGUAACAUCAGCAGUCCAGUCAAUCUGGGGAACCCAGAGGAACACACCAUAUUGGAGUUUGCUCGUCUCAUCAAAAGUCUAGUCGUGAGCCAAAGUCAGAUCCAGUUCCUUCCAGAGGCACAGGACGACCCACAGAGGAGAAGACCUGACAUCCGAAAAGCCAAGAUGAUGCUGGGCUGGGAGCCGGUGGUGCCCCUGGAGGAAGGCUUGAACAAAACGAUCCAGUACUUCAGCAGGGAACUCGAGCACCAGGCCAACAACCAGUACAUCCCCAAACCUAAAGCCGCCCGCAUGAAGAAAGGACGACCCAGACACAACUGAGGUCGGGAUUCCCACCACAGACUCCCAAAACACAGAAGGAUGUUAAGACUCCUCAGAGGACCCUCGAAAAGCAACAGUUUUCUAAAAUACAUUGUUGAAUAUAGCACUGGGAAAUGGUGUCUUUUAGUAAAGUAGAGAAAAACUUUCUCUUUAAAAAAUGUUGUGUUGCCUUGCGUUGGAGCUGCACUGCGAAGAGCUUUCCAUACAGGAGCUUGCGUGUUGGAUGGACAAGCUUGGAUCAAAAACAGACAUUUCAGGCAAGAAAUCUGAAACCCAGCCUACAUUUUAUUUGUGAAUUUGUGUUUUUCAUAUUUAAAUUGCAGACAUAAGAAUCUUGCAAACAGCUCGCACUGUGCAUCAGUGCUUUGUGUUUAUUUAACCAGUUUCAUGGUGUUUUGUCUCCAGAGGUGAGCUACCUGACUUACACUUCCACUGGAUGUUUUGUCUUCUUAUCAGUGGCGUUCUGUUCAUGCAGCGCACUGCAGGACUGGGCAAAUCCUCUAGAAGACUGUUACACCAUCAUUAGGUGUUUAUCAGAAACUUGUGUUCUACUUUGUGAUAAAUCUCAUGUCAGGGUGUGCAUUAUCAAUUUCAGAUAAAGAUGCUAUUUUUAAAAA
Perca fluviatilis (European perch) is the source of this 2612-nucleotide messenger RNA. RefSeq names its product UDP-glucuronate decarboxylase 1 (gene uxs1). Lineage: Eukaryota; Metazoa; Chordata; Actinopteri; Perciformes; Percidae. Gene Ontology annotation, biological process: D-xylose metabolic process. The record is from RefSeq and is a predicted model, not a curated record. The transcript has 15 exons. Gene Ontology annotation, cellular component: cytoplasm. Gene Ontology annotation, molecular function: NAD+ binding; UDP-glucuronate decarboxylase activity. The coding region runs from base 736 to 1995 and encodes 419 amino acids.